Dissoconium aciculare CBS 342.82 is the source of this 833-nucleotide messenger RNA. RefSeq lists its product as uncharacterized. Lineage: Eukaryota; Fungi; Ascomycota; Dothideomycetes; Mycosphaerellales; Dissoconiaceae. The coding region runs from base 143 to 661 and encodes 172 amino acids. The record is from RefSeq and is a predicted model, not a curated record. The transcript has a single exon.
GAGAAUUGUUGCAUAAUGCAAUGCAGCCUCAUUCCUUGCCAAGCAACAUCCCAGGAUGUUGAAGAGCCUGCACUCGCUGAUCAGUGGCGUGCUGUAGGAGCCGUUGUUGAAGGGAGGUAUCGCCAACGGUCAUUUGGACGAAAUGCUUGUCGCCUCCUGUCGCUUAAGCUUUGCACUCAACCGCGCAGCAUCCUGGCACAGACCACCAGACUUCCCCGACAAGCAAGAUUCCUGUGAAGCAUUGUGCUUGUAUGUCUCAACUAUGUUGAAGUCCGAGAUAACCAUCCAGACUUGGUGUGUCCUUGAACACCAACACCAACACCACAGGCAAAGGUUUUCCCUCCUCAUCUGCAGUUUGUACAACUCAGGUCGGGUCGGUACACUGUUCGAAGACCGUUCGGCAGUAGAACCUGUCUGCUCACAUGGGAAGCGUUCAUGCAGGAAACGCUUAGAGCAUGUCUGCUUAGGUUCGCUUAGACAUAGCCUCAAGUAUGGCUCUAGGUACGAGUUGCUCGUCUCGUGUGCGUGCCGAGCUGUACUCUCCGUAGACGAUGCCGAUCAUUUCGAGGACCCCUUGAGUGCUCCUCGGCAGCGGCCGAGGCAUAUGAUCGUUAAUGGGAACGACAUGUCUGCAGCUUCUCGACAAGACAAUUUUCCGUAGCCGAAUGCAUCUUUCUAGCGCACAUGUUGGCUCGACAAGCUUGCUAUCGAAAUUGGAUCUUGCUUGAGCCACUUUGGCUUGUCGUUGUGUCGUCUUGUCCUUCCAUUGGUUAGGUUCAUCGUCCAACGUCCGUCUGACUGGUCACAACAUCUGUAUGUCGAUUGAUGAUCGA